GCGUGCGCGAGCUGGGGCGCUGACUUCCGGCUCUUGGAGAAAGUUGAGCAAGAGUGGUUUGCAGGUUCCUGGUUUCAGAAAAAAUGGACAGUAAAGGAAGGAAAGUGGUGGUUUGUGACAAUGGAACCGGGUUUGUCAAGUGCGGCUACGCUGGCUCCAACUUUCCCGAGCACAUCUUCCCCGCUCUGGUCGGCCGGCCCAUCAUCCGCUCAACGGCCAAAGUGGGCAACAUCGAGAUCAAGGACCUGAUGGUGGGUGACGAAGCCAGCGAGCUGCGCUCCAUGCUGGAGGUAAACUACCCCAUGGAAAACGGCAUAGUGCGCAACUGGGACGACAUGAAGCACCUGUGGGACUACACCUUCGGGCCUGAAAAGCUCAACAUCGACUCACGCAACUGCAAGAUCCUCCUCACAGAGCCACCCAUGAACCCCACCAAGAACCGGGAGAAGAUCAUCGAGGUGAUGUUUGAGACCUAUCAGUUUGCCGGAGUUUACAUCGCCAUCCAGGCAGUGCUCACUCUGUAUGCCCAGGGGCUGCUGACCGGCGUGGUGGUCGACUCUGGCGAUGGUGUCACCCACAUCUGCCCCGUCUACGAGGGAUUUUCCCUGCCCCACCUGACCCGACGGCUGGACAUUGCCGGGAGGGACAUCACGCGCUACCUCAUCAAGCUGCUCCUUUUGCGUGGCUACGCCUUCAACCACUCGGCCGACUUUGAGACGGUGCGCAUGAUGAAGGAGAAGCUCUGCUAUGUGGGCUACAACAUUGAACAGGAGCAGAAGCUGGCGCUGGAGACUACGGUGCUCGUGGAGUCCUACACGCUCCCGGAUGGCAGGGUCAUCAAGGUGGGCGGGGAGCGGUUUGAGGCCCCCGAAGCCUUGUUCCAGCCUCACCUUAUCAAUGUGGAGGGCGUUGGCGUGGCUGAGCUUCUCUUCAACACUAUCCAGGCGGCCGACAUCGACACCAGGGCUGAGUUCUACAAACACAUCGUCCUGUCGGGGGGCUCCACCAUGUACCCCGGCCUCCCGUCCCGGCUGGAACGCGAGCUAAAGCAGCUCUACCUGGAGCGAGUGCUGAAAGGCGACGUGGAAAAGCUCUCGAAAUUUAAGAUCCGGAUUGAGGACCCCCCUCGACGCAAACACAUGGUGUUCCUGGGUGGAGCCGUUCUGGCCGACAUCAUGAAAGACAAGGACAACUUCUGGCUGACGCGUGAGGAGUACCAGGAAAAGGGCGUGCGGGUCCUCGAGAAGCUCGGUGUCACGGUCAGAUAAACCCCGACCGCGCUGAGCAACACACCCGUUCCACCCUCCCCCUCUGUUCUCUCGCAUCGGUCAGGAGGGCGGGGCUGGGGGCGGGGUUUGGAGCUGGCCUGGGGAGGGAGGGGUUCUGGAGACACAGGGGUGGAGGUCUGACAGGUUUCCUGGGGAAAAAAGUUGUUCUGCCCCAUAACCAUCACUGAAUCAAACUGCCGACGUUUCAACGGUCUCUACGUGUGUGUGUGUGUGUGUGUGUGUGUGUGUGUGUGUGUGUGUGUGUGUGUGUGCGCAUGUGCGUGCGUUUAAAGGGCCCCAUUCAGACAGGCUGCCCACUUGUACCACUCAGCAGGUGAGCCCAAAUGGAUGAGUAACUGGGCUUCCGCCGGGAUCUGCCUUUAUGAGAUGUAUAAUUUGAACCGGUGGGGGGAGGUGGUUUCGUCAUCUCAUGUUACUGGGGUUGGGGGGGGUGUCCCAAGUGCUGUUUGAGGUUUAGAAUCAACUGGAAACUUGAAAACCCUGAGUUACCCAUUCCUGAUAAAGUUAAAAAUGUUCACUGAGACCACAGAGGACUGUAUUUGGUAAUUAUGGGAAAAAACUGUUCUGUCACCUUCUUUCCCCCCCAUGGUGGGGGGGCAGGUUUGCUCUGUUUCUUUGGAUAUGUAUUACUUUGAAAUUGCUUUGUUUUGUACUGCGUACUCUUUGAGGUGCAUUUUCUCCACGUGACACCUUACGAAUGUGCCUCACACCAUCACCACUGCUCCCCACGGAGCUUAAGAAAAUGAUCAUUUUCUUUUAAUGAGAAAUGAGGGUGAAGGGGGCGGGGCUUCCCCACCGCUGCCCUUUGGAGGCUUAUUGCGAGUCGACGGGUGACGUUUGUAACGCAGGUGGGACCUUAGUGUUAUUGGACAUGGAGACCUUGUGUGAGACGGCAUUUCACUUUGGUUUGGCUCACGUGUGUAUAUUGGAGGCACUUCAUAUGCAGUAUAUAUAAAUAUUUUUCCCCCCAUAAACAUUCAUGCAGUGCCAAGUGCAGU
This is a messenger RNA of Scleropages formosus (Asian bonytongue), 2287 nucleotides long. RefSeq names its product actin-related protein 2-B-like. Lineage: Eukaryota; Metazoa; Chordata; Actinopteri; Osteoglossiformes; Osteoglossidae. The record is from RefSeq and is a predicted model, not a curated record. The coding region runs from base 84 to 1268 and encodes 394 amino acids. The transcript has 9 exons.